GGUUUCGUUUUGUGAUUCGUUCUUGCUUGGCUUUGCGUAAAUUCAAAAACGUAAAUCGUUUCUUCUGCUGCUACGCAGGAUUCUUUUGCUAGUAUCCUUUCUACCUUGUGCGUUGUCGUCCAAGAUUGCAUUCGUUCCAUAGCAUUACCCGAAUCUCUUCUUUCGUUCCGGUUCGUUUCGGCUCGCUUCGAUGAUUCAGCCGAGCCCGGCGUUCCACGGGGAAGGGGAGGUCAGGAGCUCGUUCCGUGCCUCGUCGUCGCACACUUCCAGCAUGACCCUAAAGCACUUGUCGAGGUCGAAGACGUCCCUCCCGUCCUUGUUGCUCCGCAGAGAGCUCUCCAUGUCGAUCCACACCCCCUCCGCGAAAGAAAGCGCCAGAGCCGAUCCCUCGUUCGCGGCCCUGAUCUGGUCGACAACGGCCCCGACGUUGUGGGGGCCGAUCCCCCCCGCGUACCCGACGCGGCAGGGCGUGGUGGGGGGGAUCGGUGGCCACCCUUCCUUUGGGAGGACGCCCGUCCCCUUGGAUUCGUCCAAUAGCAUGGAAACGUUGGCCGGAAAGGCCCCUUUGUUGUCUUCGAACGCCGCCAGGACGCCCCCCCACAGGGGCUCGGUCUCGUCGUUUUUCUGCAGGAUGAACUCGAGCCCGGGGUGCUUUUCGGCGACGGACAAAAAUCCCGAGAGGAAAUCGCAACCGGUCUCGCCGCUUUCAAAGACGGAGGUGUCCACCCCGUUGACGGCGGUCGCGUUGAUCUGGACGCGCCCAAAGCCCCACCUUGGGAGCCUUGCCACGAAGGCGUCGUCUCCCUUCAGGACCUCGUCGACGCGGGUGCCGCAGAGGUGGGCGGCCAGCUUCAUCGUGCCCCCGAGGCUCUCGCUCGCUUCCGCCAGCCGACGGACCCAUUCCCCGGUAGGGUACCGGGGCUGGCCCUCCUUGUCGGGCCGGAAGAGGACCCCGAACUCGACAAAGGGGUACAGGUGGGCGUAUGCGACCAGCUGCUUGGGGUGGACGGAAUCGUCGACCCCGCAGAGGCCGACGGCGCGGAGUUUCAUGGCUUUGGUGAGAUCGGUGCUUGAGGGAAACGGUCGAAUCGCGCUGCUACAAAGUGUGUCGUGUCGUGUCGUGUCGUGUCGGUGGGGUUGGCGAUAUUCCGGUAUUGCCUUGCGUUGCGUUGUGUGAUUUGGUUUUGGUUUUGUGAUGAGCUUUCAAGUCUUUUUUUUUCUCGUGUUGGGAACGGAAGAAUGCCAUCAUCGGCACGACUCUUUCGCAUAGCGCCAAGGAAAAGAAUCUCGACAGAAUGACAUCAUCGAAUGGGAAUGAUCUGAACGAGACGGAGAGAGAACACGAAAGAUAUUCGAAUUCUCAUUGCUCAUUUUGAAAAUCGAAAAUCGAUUGAUGAUUGAUUCUUUCAUUCACGAGUUCUUGGUCAAAACGACUCCUCCGAACAAUUGCGUGCACGACUGGAAUCAGACCGGAAUGAAGAUACACGAUUUUCCGACUGCCACAGUGCGUACAGUACCAAGUACUAGUAGUAUGAUACGUAUCCUGUUUGUCUAGUGCAAUACUAUUAGAAAGAUACGAUAUGCUCUGUAAAACCCCAAGUAAUACCGUAGUUCAAUUGCUCUGAUACAACAUAUUCUUGUCAUCAUUACUGAGCAUUUUUUCCUAUAGCCUCUUCCUCCAGCCAAGGCGACCAUAAUGAAGGGAAUCAUUUUAUCGAAACCAAUUCUAGCUAGAUGUGGACUCCUUAGUAGUGUACGAUAAUACGUGGUUUUCGUAAAGCUGGACGAUUUCGGGAUGGCUCUAUUACAAGGAAUUGUUGAGUAGUAAAUCGGGCUACUCUGGUUGACUUUGUGGUGUAGGGGUUUCACCAUGAGCAGAGGUAAGUCUGCUGUUGCUCAUAACCUGCGAAAUCUAGGUGGACUCCUUAGUGUACGAUAAUACCUGGUUUGCAAUAAAGAGUCAGCUUAUUCACUAUCAACUCGUGAUUUAGGCUCACACUUAAUGAAUGAAACAACAAUGGGUUUUCUUCUUAUCGUGAAAUUCUCGGAGUUACAAAAUAUUUUAGAAUGAGUCCUGGACUUUGCCCUGUUUCCAUACGGAUUCAAACGAUCCGAACAGAGCGUUUCCCGACCGUGCAGCAAUGCAUUGAUUGGUUCCAUCUCGAAGCAUUGUUUUUGCAAUCGUCACCGUUGUCAAGAUACUAAAACCGAAGCAUUUGUCACAAGCUUCUGUACAGCACGGACACUCUGUUCCUUGCUACUUUUUGGUCCUCUUUGGCAUCCGUAGCACAACUGCGUAUUGGAAUUGCGUGCAGAAGGGGAAGGAUGGUGGGGUUGGGGGAAGGCAUCGCCCAAGGCACCACCCCGCACCGAGCACGUCGUGGCACGGCACGGCACGCCCGGCCGGCCGUUGGCUCGCGCCGCGUCACGGAAGGUAUCCCACGGCACGGGCCCACCGGACCAGCUCCGUCUUGGAUUCCGUCUCGGUCCGCUCGCACAGGCUCUUGAUCAGCCGGUGAACCGCGGCCGUCGUUCCCUCCCCACCGCUCUCGCUCCCGCCGGCCUCCUCCCCCCGGCCCGGCCAGAUGGCCCGGGCCAUUUCCCGCGGCGUGCUCCCCUCCGAGAGGAGCCGGAUCGCCGUUCGCUCGCGCUCGGUCAGGACCACGUCGGUCAUCCGCACCGUCGCCGCCGCGUUCUGCGCCACGAGGGCCUUGAUGGUUUCGACCUCCCUCUGGAGGGCCCGGAGGUCGUCGGGGUGGGCGUUGCUUCCGCCGGAAGCGUGCCCCCCGGGAAGGGCCGUCGUCGUGGGCUUGAGCCGCUGCUGCCUCCGCCGGAUGAGGUUGUCGAGGAUGCUCACGAGUUCCUCGGGCGCAAAGGGCUUGGGCACCACCACGUCGGCCCCCGCUUGGUAGCCCCGGAUCCGGUCGUCCGUCAUGGCCUUGGCCGUCAAAAGGACGAUGGGAACGGUCUUGAGUGGGGCCAGAAAGGCGUUUGUGCCCAGAUCGGUGCCGGAGGAAGGAGAGGACUCCCCGGCCGACCGCAGGAAUUCCACGAGCUCGUAGCCGUUCUUGUCGCUCUCGGGCAUCCGAACGUCGCUGACGAUCACGUCGGGGAGCCGGGGAGUACCGGCCUCGCUUCCGCGGCUGCUUUCGCUCUUGCGGCCCUGCUUGUUCCGGAGGGCGAUCAGGUCCAGGAGGGAACCCGCGUCGGCGCACGCGGUUACCUCGUAUCCCCGGUCGUACAAAAAGUCUCCCACGGCGAACCGGAUGGAUUCCUCGUCGUCCACCAGCACCACCCAUUGCUGGUUCCGUCUCUUGAACAAGUCGUCGUUGUUUUUGUUGCCAUCCUCGCCGCCGUCACUGCCAUUGCUGCUGCUGCCAUUGCUGCUGCCAACAUCUCCAUCGCGUGGCUGGUUCCCGGGGUGCGACGACGCUAUCGCGGUUGUUGAUCUUUUGGUUGUCGUGCCGUUCGUUCCGGAACGUGUUUUGCGUGCCCCUCGCGGCAGUUCUUCCUGCACACGGAGCAAACGAUCCUGCACACUGUUUCGCCACCGGGGUGCUGGAUUCGGGAACGAGACAAACGCCGGUGGUGGCGGGCACGGGGCUGCGCUUGCACCCGCGGUUCCUUCCAAAGCCACCAGAGAAAUCGUUGUGGCGAAUGUUAACGAGAAGCAGACCACAAAACACCACUGGCAAAGGAAGCCACCGCGAUCGCGAGUCGAAGGCGGGGCCGUCACCGGGCGAUGCGAAGAGGCCCUCAUGCCAUCGGUAUCUCUGUUUUGUCCGCGAGACUGACUCGACCAACAGCAACAGUGAGUUCGGAAGAGGGUCCUGAUCAGGGAGCAC
Molecule: messenger RNA, 3845 nt
Organism: Pseudo-nitzschia multistriata
Lineage: Eukaryota; Bacillariophyta; Bacillariophyceae; Bacillariales; Bacillariaceae
Source: the annotation of a GenBank genome assembly